UUUUCAGUGGAAGAAAUAUCCAAGGGACUUCUAAAUUGUUGGACUUUAUCCUGCAAAAUGUCUUCUCAGUCUGAAAAGGAUCUCUCCUGUCCCGUCUGCCACGACAUCUUCAAAGAUCCUGUCAUCCUGUCAUGCAGCCACAGCUUCUGUAAAGACUGUCUGCAGCUGUGGUGGAGAGACAAACAAAUAAAAUCCUGCCCAAUAUGCAAGACGAUUCCUUUACUGAAUGAUCCUCCCCGUAACUUGGUGUUAAAGAACCUGUGUGAGGCCUUCAUAAUUAAGAAAGCUCUAAAAGCUUCUAAAAAGUCUGAGCCUCUCUGCAGUCUGCACUCUGAGAAAUUCAAACUCUUCUGUUUGGAUCAUCAGCAGCCGGUGUGUGUUGUCUGUCGAGAUUCAAUAGCACACAAAAACCACAGAUUCAGACCUAUUGAUGAAGCUGCACACGGUCACAGAAAAGAGCUAAAGGAAUUGCUGGCACCCUUAAAGGUAUUAAAGAUGAACACUGAAUACACUAAAAGAGAGUUUGACCAAAUAGCAGAAAGCAUUAAGGUCCAGGCCCAGCAGACAGAAGAGCAAAUUCAUGAGGAGUUUAAAAAGCUUCGUCAAUUUCUACAAAAGGAAGAAAACACCAGGAUCACUGCUCUGAAGACAGAAGAGAAACAGAAGAGUCAGAUGAUGAAGGAGAAGACUGAGAAUCUGAACAGAAAAAUGGAAACUCUUUCAGAAACAAUCAGAGCCACAGAGGAGCAACUGAGAGCUGAAGACGUCGUGUUUCUCCAGAGCUACAAGGCUGCAGUGAUCAGAGUCAAGCAGCGCCCCCUGAUGGAGGAUCCACAGCUGGUCUCAGGAGCUCUGAUAGAUGUGGCCAAACACCUGGGCAACCUGACCUACAACAUCUGGAAUAAGAUGAAGAAGAAGAUGGUCUCCUACACUCCUGUGAUUCUGGAUCCAAACACAGCUCAUCCACAACUCAUCCUAUCUGACGAUCUGACCAGUGUGACAUUUGGAGGGAGACAGAAGGUUCCUGAUAAUCCAGAGAGGUUUGACUAUUGUAAAGUUGUCCUGGGCUCUGAGGGCUUCGACUCAGGGACUCACAUUUGGGAUGUUGAGGUUGGAGAAGAGGGAUUUUGGGCCUUUGGUGUUGUAAAUGAGUCUUUUGAGAGAAAGACACAAGCACCAUCAGGUGUCUGGCAAUUAAGUCUCAAGGAUGAAAAGUACAUAGUAGCAACAACACCAGAUACAUAUAAAUACUUGCCAGUAAAGAAGCUGCAGAGGGUCAGAGUUCAGCUGGAGUGUGACAGAGGGAAGCUCUCAUUGUUUGAUCUGGAUACCAACACACUCAUACACACCUUCAAACACAAUUUCACUGAGAAGCUGUUUCCUUAUCUUGAGACUAAGAAAAAACCACUGAAGAUAUUACCAGUGAUCUUGAAAGUGGACGAGCAUAUAACUCCUCAAUCAACAGGUUUUUGA
Messenger RNA from Pundamilia nyererei, 1473 nucleotides. RefSeq names its product nuclear factor 7, brain-like. Gene Ontology annotation, molecular function: protein binding; zinc ion binding. NCBI's taxonomy places the organism in Eukaryota, Metazoa, Chordata, Actinopteri, Cichliformes, Cichlidae. The transcript has 2 exons. Bases 58 to 1473 code for a protein of 471 amino acids. The record is from RefSeq and is a predicted model, not a curated record.